AUGAAGACCCUCCUGCUAUUGGCAGUGAUCAUGGCCUUUGGCUGUCUGCAGGCUUAUGGGAAUUUGCUGAAUUUCCGGAAAAUGAUAAAGUUGACGACAAGAAAGGAAGCCACGACCGGUUAUGGCUUCUAUGGUUGCCACUGCGGAGUGGGUGGCAAAGGGUCCCCCAAGGAUGCCACGGAUCGGUGCUGUGCUGUCCACGACUGUUGCUACAGACGUCUGGAGAAACGUGGGUGUGGCACUAAACUUCUGGGCUACAAGUUUAGCAACAGGGGGAGCAAAAUCUUCUGUGCGAAGCAGGACUACUGUAGGAGUCAGCUGUGUGAAUGUGAUAGAAACGCUGCCAACUGUUUUGCUAGAAACCUGAGCACCUACAGUAGAAAGUACCAGUACUAUUCCAACAAACGGUGCAGCGGGAGCGCCCCCCGUUGCUGA
Cynocephalus volans (Philippine flying lemur) is the source of this 435-nucleotide messenger RNA. Its product is annotated as phospholipase A2, membrane associated-like. The coding region runs from base 1 to 435 and encodes 144 amino acids. The record is from RefSeq and is a predicted model, not a curated record. The transcript is spliced from 4 exons. NCBI's taxonomy places the organism in Eukaryota, Metazoa, Chordata, Mammalia, Dermoptera, Cynocephalidae. Gene Ontology annotation, molecular function: calcium ion binding; phospholipid binding. Gene Ontology annotation, biological process: lipid catabolic process; arachidonate secretion; phospholipid metabolic process.